ACAAUAACAUAGUUCCCUCAGUAGCCCCAAGCUGUUUGUGAACCGUGUAAAAGAAGCCACAGCGCUUUGAAAAUAAAUUAGAACACCAGUAAUCUGUUUGAAUAACGACGUGUUCUUCAUUUUAGGAAGCAGUAGUGGGUAGACGAUAUCACAACUUAGUGCAGCAGAUGGAAUGGCGGUUUGCGAUUCCUUAUUUUUCUUUUGCUGUGGAGCGGAAGGAUAUGCUUUGUAGAUGCUGACAAUGUGGACGGUGGUUAGUAUGUCUCACAGAAGAUGAAGUGGGUUACAUUUGUAACGAACGUGGGGCCUAUCAUCGUAUAGGAUUAUUUCUACUGCUAUGUGCUUCUCUUUGUAUGGCUAUACAUUUAAGUUGUUGCGCACUUUCGUGUGAUAAGUGUAUGAAUAAGGGUAUCGUUUUACUGAAGAUAGACUUGAACUAAUUUGCCUUGUCUGUUGCUACCGUAGAAGGGAGAAUACCCAAGCUGUUGCCGGCGCUGCCUACAACGAGACCUAGUUAAACUCAGCGUCCCAGCUUUGAACUGUAUACAGCCAUACCAACCUUGUUGUCCUGGCCAGUGAGUUAUACAUGCGUUGUACACUUUACUUUACGGGCCAUUUGGAUGUUGGAUUAGUUUUAAGGUAUUGUACUGUAAAAAAAUUCUAUUAUGAAUUCACAGCAGCAGAGAAUGGCUGCAGUUGGAACAGACAAAGAAUUGAGUGACCUGCUGGACUUCAGUGCGAUGUUUCCUCUACCAGUGGCUAAUGGAAAGAAUAGACCAACAACAUUAGCAAGCAACCAGUUUGGAGGAGGUCUGGAUGAAAGAACAGGAUCAGGUUCAUGGGGUACGGCUGAUCAAAACAGUUCCUCAUUUGAUCAAGGGAGAGGCUAUGGAGAAGGAUCUCAUUAUGGUGAGCAUAGAGACCUGACGACUCAUGAAAAUAUGUCUUCGCCUUCAUUUAUAAACUCUGGAUUGGUUGGUGAGUUUGCAGUGCAGUCAAACUGUAGAAAUAGGGGUAGCUUUCUUGGCAACGAGAUUGGAAUCUCCAGUCCAGGUACCCUCUCUCCUUCUGGAGUCAAAGGAGGAUCACAGUACUUCUCAACAUAUCCCAGUAACUCUCGCAGGAGACCUGCAAAUGGCACCAUUGAGGGCCAGGCUAAAAAGGUUCGCAAGGUUCCACCGGGUCUACCUUCAUCGUCAAAGAAAGUUAAUGGUCUGCACACCUCACCUGACCUAUGGAGUUCAUCCAGCUCGAUGAGCCAGCCGGGAUAUGCGGCUGUAUUGUCCAGUGCUUCACCACCAGUAUCUCAGCCUGGAGGGUUCAGCAACCUGCACUCACAAGAGCGAAUGAGUUAUACACUACAUUCUGGGGAAGUGAAUGGUGGUCUUCCUACAGUGUCUGGAUUUCCUGCUGGUUCCAACCCUUAUGGUGUGUCUAACCACUCGUCCCCCAUUUCUGCAGCAGAAAGUAUAAUGUCUAACAGAGGAGGUACAGCAGGAAGCUCUGGAGAUGCACUGGGAAAAGCAUUGGCUUCAAUAUAUCCUCCUGAUCACUCAAGUAAUACAUUCUCAUCCAGUCCUUCAACACCUGUUGGAUCACCUCAAGGACUUGCAGGAACAUCACAGUGGCAACGGUCUGGAGGACAAGGUGCCUUAUCUCCUAACUAUGAAGGCAGUAUCCAUGGUUUGCAAAACAAGGUAGAUGACAGGUUGGAGGAAGCAAUUCAUGUUUUGAGCCGCCAUGUUAGAGGGCAGACACCAGGCAUGUCCAGUAGCCAUGGAGAUGUACAAAACCUGUUGGGAGCAGCAGUUGCUGCAGUCACAGCUCACAGUGGAGGAGUAGGAAGCCUUGGACAGAGUUUUCCUCCAGCAGUUGUACCAGCCACAAACAGACAUUCAGCAGUGGUAAGGCGGGUGAAUCACCGUGAAGAUGGAUUACACAGCACUGUACCACUUGCAUCACAGUCCAACACAUUGCCUGACCUUAGCAGACAAGAUACAUACAGUGGUGAGAACACAGCUUCUACUCUGCAGCUAAAAAUGGAUCAUGUCAGACAGUGGCUGGGCAGUGGAGUAACCCGAACGAGUGUCUCCACAGGAGUUGGGACUGACAUCAAGCAAGAGGAGAAAGAGGACGAUGAAAACACAUCUGUUACAGAAAUUUCCGAAGAUGAAAAGAAAGAAUUCAAAUCUUCCAGAACCAGAACAAGUAAUGGUGGUGAUGAGGAUGAUGAUGAGGACCUUUCCCCAGAGCAAAAGGCUGAGAGAGAGAAGGAGCGAAGGGUUGCCAAUAAUGCCCGUGAGCGACUACGGGUACGUGACAUCAAUGAGGCCUUUAAAGAACUCGGACGCAUGUGCCAGCUCCACCUUAACAACGACAAACCGCAAACCAAACUACUUAUACUACACCAGGCCGUAUCAGUCAUACUGAACCUGGAGCAACAAGUAAGAGAGCGUAAUCUGAAUCCUAAAGCUGCUUGCUUGAAACGUAGGGAAGAAGAGAAGGUGUCUGGAGUAGUUGGAGACCCUCAGAUGCCACUUUCAGCUACACAUCCCAGUCUCGGUGAUGGCCAUAAUCCUGUAGGACAUAUGUGAGAACAGUUCGUGCAUUGCUUUGGAUCUGCAACCGUAGAAGGACGUGUCCUUUGUCUUCCUGAAGUAUAAUGCUGGAUUACUGCCAGAACUGACAGAGAUGGAAACUGCCCAGAGUAUCUCUAGCAGAAUAUACAAACCAGGAGUGCGUUUGCCUUUGUACAGCUUGGAGUACUACUACUACUACUACUUAAAUUACACACAACUUUUGGCAGGCAGCUCCUGAAAGCUGCAACUCUUUUUCAGAUUGCGAGUGUGUUACAUGUCGCCCUCCUCUUAUCUGUGGAGAGAGAAAAGCAGGAACCUGUGCCUAUUCUAUCAGUUUUUUAACAUAAAGACAGUAUAAUGUCAGUUAUUUUUAUAUAGAACAAAAAGUUAAGACAUUUUUGUUUUGUUUCUGUUUAGUUAGCAACUAACUGUCAUGCUCUCUUUCAGUUGGAGCAGCCAUUAUGGCCAUGUGUAUCACUCCAAACUCAAGGUUUCGUCAUGUUCCCAUAAACUGGUUAUUUUGCCCACUUUAUUAAUAUGCAAACAUUUUGGCCAUAGUUGCAAGUCAUCUAAUGUUGAAUGCCUUCCUGUUUUGAAGGUGAAAUAUUUUCCUUUAAAACCCCCCUCCAUAUGCUGCCUGUUUUUUGUGUCAAGUCAUUCAUUGAUUACGUGUGCCCUUCUUGACUGGCUUGAAUGCAUGCAUAGUGCAUAACAGAUGCUGCAAGCAUUGCAAGGAAAACUGCAGGUGAACAAGAAACAGUCCCCCACAGUCUUUGCAUCUGGUUGAUGGGAGCAAGUUGAGUAGCCAAGAUGUAAGGGCACUCCACUCCUAGAACUAUUUAUCUUUUGAGCAUUUUCUACAUGGAGUAUGUAGUCUGAAUCACCAAAAUACAGCACAGAUAAUCCUAACAGAUUGCUUCUGUAGAUUUUUUUCAAGAGCACAGAGUCUGUUGGCCUUCACGUCUUAUUGUUAAUAGUACUUGGAACUAAAAUGUUACUCUUCCUCCUCACUCUUUCAUAAAUUGCUACCACUGAAAUCUCUGAUGUCAGAAAGGUGUGCUUUAAUUUCAGAAAGGAAAAUGUCAUGGUUGGAUGAACCUCAAGUGGCACUCUUUUUGCCUCUUGUUAUACAUUUUUACAUUUUGUAAAAAAAAAAAAAAAAAAAAAAAAAAAUGCAUUGUUAGCCAUGAUACAUGAAUCCUUAUAAAGAAAAUAUUUUAGUACUGUGGAAAGAAAAGAUUUAAAAUUAGUCUGAUGGAGUAAUAUGUCAAUCCAUGUAUUGUGAACAAUUGAUCAAAGAACAGUAGAAAUUAAAUUUAUAAAUAGUAGCCUAAAUAGGCAGUCUGUUUUUAGGAUGGUUUUUAUGACUGUAGAAUUAAGGUCUAGUUCCUACACAACUAAAGUGGACUAAUCUGUCCAUUGCUGCCUUUAUGGUGAUUUCAUUGCUUGCUGUAGAUGCAAUCUUGCUGGUGUGACAGUCAAACCAAGGUCCUUCUGUCUCAAAUCAUGUUGCUUUUACUAAAAGAUUGUGCUUGCGUGGUAAGUCAUACAUUUCCUUCUGUACAGUUUCAAACACUAGGGAAGGCAUCAGACUAACAGCUAAAAUGAGUAAUGGACAUUGAAAUUUUAUCACAUUUUUCACUCCAGCCGCUAGUGUUACAUUGCGCUGAAGUUGUAGCCCUUUGCCACUCUGUACUUUUUUGCCUGUUUGAAAAACUGGUUACAAGUAGGACUUCACUGAGGGAAAAAAAAUGAUGCAUUCAUCUGUCCAGGCUGUUGUGCAUGCUAAAAUCUUUGAAUUAAUUUCUACUCAUGUUUCACAAGUCUAAGGGAAAUUCUGCAAUGUACAUCAUCACUCACAUGUUGAUGUGCUAUAAUUGUACUGCCAGAAUUCAAUUUGCUACUUUGUAAAACACUGUUUGAAUGUCUUUUGAAAGGUGCUUUGUAAUACAUAGAAAACAUUCUCCUGGACUUUAUGGAUUUAAUCUCAACAAUCAUUUCUUGAGUCAAAGAAUCUUCCAGAUGUGCGAAUUGUUUGGUGCCAAGGGGUGUUCUGUACUCAUGUCUGUAGUACAAGUGAAGGGAAGAUAUGUGGACAUUUUUAGUUUGAUAUUUUCAGAGGUGAUUGUAAAGGAUUAUACUGGGACAGAGAAGGUGGAAUUUAGGAGCAGUUUACACCAUCUUGCACAUACCCUGGAGUGCUAUGUAAGCAUUUCAGUCUGCAAGUGUCUUUGGUCUUCAAAUUAAAUAGUCUGUCUAGGGGCAGAGUAUUAUGGACAAAAUAAUCACUGACUAAUAGAACAAUUUUUUUUAAUUCUAGUUAUAAAGAAAAACUCUAAUAUUUCUAACGAAACUGCAUUGAAUACAGCAGUGCUGCUCAGUAUCUCUGAAUACAAAUGUUUCAUUUUUGUCAAUAUGUAAAAAGUUACCUUGUGGCCUUUUUUAUUCUUGUAAUGCAAUGUAAAGAGUAAAAUGACCAGUGCCUAACAUUUCAUUGAAAAAGUAAGGCCUUUUACAACAGAGUAAGUAUUACUUUUAUUGUUAAAAUGCUAUGCCCUGUAAAGAAGAAAAUAAUAAAAUUAGGGUUAUUUUUCCAA
Protopterus annectens (West African lungfish) is the source of this 5176-nucleotide messenger RNA. It is a transcript of the gene TCF3, whose product is annotated as transcription factor 3. Gene Ontology annotation, biological process: regulation of transcription by RNA polymerase II. Gene Ontology annotation, cellular component: transcription regulator complex. Gene Ontology annotation, molecular function: DNA-binding transcription factor activity, RNA polymerase II-specific; RNA polymerase II cis-regulatory region sequence-specific DNA binding; protein dimerization activity. The record is from RefSeq and is a predicted model, not a curated record. The transcript has 19 exons. The coding region runs from base 666 to 2594 and encodes 642 amino acids. NCBI's taxonomy places the organism in Eukaryota, Metazoa, Chordata, Ceratodontiformes, Protopteridae.